ACAAACAGAGGGGACGGAGAAAGCAAGACCAAUGGAAUCUCCGAAAAGUUCCUCCCUGGCAGCUUAAUUCAUUUUUGAGACAAAUCCACUUUAACAAUAACGUUGGAGAUGAAAUAUUUCUCGAUGAAGAUAGGGACUUAGCAAUAGGCUAUGACCUCAUCAAUUUGGUGACACUCCCCAAUGAAUCCUUCCAGAGAGUUCAAGUUGGAAGAAUCGAUCCCAAUUUUCAAUUUGGAAAAGAAUUCACCAUUAAUGCAAGUGCCAUUAUGUGGAAUCCCAAGUUUCAUCAGACGGUGCCAAAAUCUACCUGUGUUGAGAGCUGCCAUCCUGGACAGAGCAAACAAAUUCAGCAGGGGAAACAAAUUUGUUGUUAUGAUUGUAUCCAAUGUCCUUCAAGUAGGAUCUCAACACAAAUGGAUGCAGAUGAAUGUGAGCCUUGCCAAGAAGAACAGUAUCCUAAAACAAAUCAGCAGGAAUGCAUUCCCAAAGUAAUGAUUUACCUGUCAUAUAAAGAAGGCCUGGGAGCAGCUCUGACAUCUUUGGCACUUUUUCUUUCUCUGACCACCCUCGUUGUGAUGGCGAUCUUCAGGUUGCACUCAAACACCCCCAUUGUGAAAGCCAAUAACUGGAGCAUCACCUGUAUUCUGCUCGCCUCUCUGUUCCUAUGUUUUCUCUGCUCCCUCUUCUUCAUUGGAAGACCUAGUAAGGUGACUUGCCUUUUAAGGCAGGCCGUAUUUGGCAUCACCUUCUCCGUUGCUGUUUCCUGUGUACUGGCCAAAACAAUCACUGUGGUUCUGGCCUUUGUGGCUACAAAACCAGGGAAUAAGAUGAGGAAAUGGAUGGGGAAGAGGCUAGCAAUCUUGGUCAUUGCACCUUGUUCUUUGAUUCAGAUGGUCAUCUGUGCUGUUUGGUUGGUGAAGAAGCCCCCUUUUCCAGAAUUAGAGAAGCAUUCCCAAGUGGGUGAGAUCAUAGUGCAAUGCAAUGAAGGCUCAGAGACGAUGUUCUACAUUGUGCUGGGCUACUUGGGUCUUCUGGCCGUCAUCAGCUUCACGGUGGCUUUCUUUGCCAGGAAACUGCCUGACAGUUUCAAUGAAGCCAAGUUCAUCACUUUCAGCAUGUUGGUGUUUUGCAGUGUUUGGAUAUCCUUCAUCCCCACCUACUUGAGCACCAAAGGGAAAUUCAUGGUGGCCGUGGAGAUUUUCUCCAUACUAGCCUCUGCUUUUGGUUUACUGAGUUGCAUCUUCCUUCCCAAAUGCUACAUUAUUCUAAUACGUCCUGAAUUAAAUAAGAAGGAGCAAUUGGUAAGGAAAAAUAAUGAUUGACUUUGCUUGAAAAUAAUUAGGAGUGGUAGUUCAGAAAUGGAAGUAUAAGGUUACCAGUGUGGGUGAAAAUUACUAUCCCUUUGAAGAGAUUGAUUCAUCUGUUAGCUGAAUAAUUCAGAAUUAUUGAAUGUUGUGCUUUUUUUUUUUGUUAAAUAAAGAUUUUUCCCCAAACUA
Molecule: messenger RNA, 1496 nt
Organism: Pantherophis guttatus
Lineage: Eukaryota; Metazoa; Chordata; Lepidosauria; Squamata; Colubridae
Source: RefSeq, a predicted model, not a curated record